CAAAAUUGUACCAAAAUCACCAAGUAAACAUGGUGUUAACUAAGCUUUCAUUGAUUCUUGUAAUUCUCUCUUCAUUCUUAAGCCUCCAUGCUGCAAACCAAAAUAGGGAAGCAAGUGCUCUAUUUGAGUGGAGAGUGAGCCUUGACAACCAAAGCCAAGCCUCUCUUUCUUCAUGGACCACUCAUGUAAGUCCUUGCAAGUCAUGGAAAGGAAUUGUUUGUGACAAUUCCAACUCUGUCACCGAUAUUAAUGUUACAAACUUUGGACUAAAAGGUACUCUUCACUGUCUCAACUUCUCAUCUUUUCCCAAGUUGCUUAGUCUUGAUAUUAGUAGCAACAGUUUUAGUGGAACUAUCCCUCCACAAAUUGCUAACUUGUCCUCACUUUCUCGAUUGGUAAUGACUGAUAAUCAUUUUAGUGGUUCAAUCCCCAAGGAGAUCGGAGAAUUGGGCAACUUGAAUCGUCUAUUGCUUGAUGAAAAUCAACUUUCUGGUACCAUUCCUCCAACAAUUGAAAUGUUGGCCAACCUCGUGGAAAUUGAUGUGGCAUAUAACUCUUUCUUUGGUACAAUCCCUUCCAUUAGAAACCUGACAAAUUUAGAACACCUUGGGCUCACAAACAAUAGUCUUUCUGGCCAUAUUCCACCUUACAUAGGAGACUGCUUGGUCAAUUUGACGAUUUUUGAAAUCGAUUCUAAUAAAAUAUCAGGAACAGUUCCUUCCAAUAUUGGAAACUUGACAAAGCUGAACCAAGUGAUUGUGGCCGAGAACUUGAUUUCUGGAUCAAUUCCUUCCUCUAUCGGAAACUUGGUCGACCUAACGAUCUUAGACCUUUCUAUGAACAAUUUUUCCGGAGUUGUUCCUUCCACCUUUGGAAAUUUGACAAACCUUGGCAAAUUUUUACUGUAUAAUAACAAACUUCAUGGCAGAUUACCACCAGCAAUGAAUAACAUUACAAGUUUUCAGAAUUUACAACUAGCUAACAAUAAUUUCACUGGGCCUUUGCCGCAACAAAUUUGCCUUGGUGGAUUACUCACCAAAUUUUGUGCUGACCAUAAUUAUUUCACGGGUCCAGUUCCUAAAAGCCUAAAAAAUUGCUCCCGUCUUUACAGACUCAGACUAGAUGAAAACCAAUUGACCGGAAAUAUAUCAGAUGAUUUUGGUGUAUAUCCGCAAUUGGUCCAUGUUUAUUUGAGUAGCAAUAAUUUCUAUGGCCACAUUUCACCAAAUUGGGGAAAGUGUCCCAAUCUCACAUACCUUAUGAUGUCCAACAACAAUUUAUCUGGUGGUAUACCCCCAGAACUUGGCCAUGCAACCAAGUUAGCAGAACUUGAUUUGUCUUCAAAUCAUCUAACAGGAAAAAUUCCAAAAGAACUUGGGAACUUGACCUCAUUGUCUAAGCUAUCAAUAAGUGACAAUGAACUUUAUGGCAACAUUCCUACACAAAUAGGUGCUUUGUCCCGCCUUCAAAAUUUGGAGCUUGCAGCAAAUAAUUUUGGUGGCCCAAUUCCAAAACAGGUGGGAGAAUUGCUCAAUUUACUUAACUUGAACUUGAGCAAGAAUAAUUUCACAGAAAUAAUUCCUUCGUUUAUCCAAUUGCCAUCUCUUGAAGUUCUUGAUCUUAGUUGGAAUUUGUUAAAUGGAGAAAUACCAGUAGCACUUGCAAGUAUGGAAAGAUUGGAAACACUAAACCUCUCCCACAACAAUCUCUCUGGAGCCAUUCCAUCCAGUUUUAAGGAUAUGGCUAGCUUGACAAAUGUUAACAUAUCCAACAACCAAUUAGAGGGUUCAAUUCCUAACAAUCCAGCUUUUCUUAAGGCUCCCUUUGAUGCUUUGAAAAAUAAUAAAGGCUUGUGUGGAAAUGCCUCCGGUUUGCUGCCUUGCCCAAAGUUAAGCCCUCGUGGAAAAACAAAAAUAAAAGUCACCAUGUUGACUUUAGUCUUUACUUUGGGUGCUCUAUUUAUAGUAGUGUUUGUGGUUGGAGUUUUGUCAUGUAUUUGCUAUCGGAGAAGAACAACUGCCAAAAAGGAGGAGGCUAAAGAAGAAAAAGUGGAGGAUCAUUUUGCCAUAUGGAGUUAUGAUGGAAAAUUAGUGUAUGAAAAUAUCAUUGAAGCCACAAACGGAUUUGAUGACAAAUAUCUCAUUGGAGAAGGAGGGUCUGCAUCUGUUUAUAAGGCAAAAUUACCCACAGGACAAACUGUUGCGGUGAAAAAGCUUCAUGAGGUACCCAACGAGGAAAGAGUCGAUUUAAAAGCUUUUACAACUGAGGUUAAAGCCUUGGCAGAAAUCAAGCAUCGUAACAUUGUGAAGUCACUUGGAUAUUGUUUACAUCCACGUUUCACCUUUUUGGUUUACGAGUUCCUAGAGGGGGGUAGUGUGGAUAAAGUACUAAACAAUGAUACACGUGCAACAAUGUUUGAUUGGGACAGGAGGGUGAAGGUUGUUAAAGGUGUGGCAAAUGCUUUGUAUCAUAUGCAUUAUGGUUGCUUUCCUCCUAUUGUUCAUCGUGACAUAUCAAGCAAGAAUAUACUUAUAGAUUUGGAUUAUGAAGCCCACAUCUCUGACUUCGAAACAGCUAAAAUUCUAAAUCCUGAUUCACACAAUUUAACCGCAUUUGCUGGAACCUAUGGGUAUUCUGCACCAGAGCUUGCUUAUACUAUGGAAGUGAAUGAGAAAUGUGAUGUGUUUAGCUUUGGAGUGCUUUGUUUGGAAAUAAUCAUGGGAAAGCAUCCAGGAGAUCUCAUUUCUUCAUUAUUUUCAUCCUCUGGAACAUUACCGGUGUCUAAUUUGCUGUUAAAGGAUGUGUUGGACCAGCGACUUCCUCAGCCAAUGAAGCCAAUUGUUGAGGAGGUGAUCGUCAUUGCAAAAAUAACAUUUGCUUGCUUAAGUGAAAGUCCUCGUUUUCGUCCAAGCAUGGAACAAGUGCAUAACGCUUUUGUGAUGCCACAAUUAUCUUCAGUGGAUCCACUCCCCAUGAUCACACUCGGUCAACUUGUAAAUAAUUAAAUCUUGUUUUCUGGUGUGUUGUAAGUUUUUUUUUUCUUUCUUUUUUUCUUUUGGUGCGUGGUGUUAGCUUUUUUUUUUUUUUUU
This is a messenger RNA of Cajanus cajan (pigeon pea), 3089 nucleotides long. RefSeq lists its product as uncharacterized. The record is from RefSeq and is a predicted model, not a curated record. Gene Ontology annotation, biological process: protein phosphorylation. Lineage: Eukaryota; Viridiplantae; Streptophyta; Magnoliopsida; Fabales; Fabaceae. Gene Ontology annotation, molecular function: ATP binding; protein kinase activity; protein binding.